Stylonychia lemnae is the source of this 327-nucleotide messenger RNA. The record is from the annotation of a GenBank genome assembly. NCBI's taxonomy places the organism in Eukaryota, Ciliophora, Spirotrichea, Sporadotrichida, Oxytrichidae.
AUGAUAACUAAUGCUGCUCUUGGAUUUUCAUUGUUACUUGUAUUCUUAUCCGCCUGUGUUAAUCCUUACUUUAGUACCAGAUGCCCUGUGAUAAAAAAUGAUUAAGGAUCAGAUAAAGAUAUAGAUACUUUUAAAUUGACAAUUAAAUCACCAAAUGUUACUGUUAAUGAUAUUUUAGACAAAAUUGGAGAGUUUAAUUACGGAUCUAUUGAUAAAAUUCAUCCUAAUGCAAAUAGAAUCUUCUAAAAUUUGAUUCAAAAUGAGGAUUUAAGUAUCUAUCAAGGUGAUUAUGAUAAUAAAACAAACAAAAGAGAUGGAAGAGGAUGA